Anolis sagrei ordinatus is the source of this 3380-nucleotide messenger RNA. It is a transcript of the gene PRPH, whose product is annotated as peripherin. Lineage: Eukaryota; Metazoa; Chordata; Lepidosauria; Squamata; Anolidae. Gene Ontology annotation, cellular component: axon; plasma membrane; cytoplasm. Gene Ontology annotation, biological process: intermediate filament organization. The record is from RefSeq and is a predicted model, not a curated record. Gene Ontology annotation, molecular function: structural constituent of cytoskeleton.
AGCCCCCUCCUUUCUCCAUCCGGGGACUAUAAAGCGGCAUCCCUGAAGCCGGCGCCUUCUCCUCCUCCUCCUCUGCAUCAGGACCGAGCCUCUUCUCUCUCUCUCUCUCUCUCUUGCUGAGCCUGCAUCCCUCUCCAUCCUCCGCCAUGAGCCACCUGCGCGCCUCCACCUCUUACCGCCGCACCUUCGGCCCCGCGCCGGGGUCCUACGCUUCCUCCUCCUCCCGCGUGGCCUCUUCCUCGCGCUUCCUCAGCGCUUCCUCUUCUUCCCCGGGAGCCUCUCUGCGCUCUUACCGCACCGGCGGCGGCGGCGGCACGAGCAACCUCUACUUGCGCUCCAGCACGCCGCUCUCCUCGGCUUCUCCGCAGCGCUAUUACUCGUCGUCCUCUUCGGCGUUGGCGGCGGAGAAGCUGGACUUCUCGGUGGCGGAGGCGGUGAACCAGGAGUUCCUGGCCACGCGGAGCAACGAGAAGCAGGAGCUGCAGGAGCUGAACGACCGCUUCGCCAGCUUCAUCGAGAAGGUGCGCUUCCUGGAGACGCAGAACGCGGCGCUGGCGGCCGAGCUGGGCCAGAGCCGCGCCCAGGAGGCCCCCGCCCGCGCCCACCGCCUCCUCCACGAGCAGCUCCGACAGCUCCGCGCCCAGGUCGAGGCCCUCGGGCAGGACCGAGACCGCCUCCAGGUCGAGAGGGACAACCUGGCCGAGGACCUCGCCGCCCUCAAGCAGAGGCUGGAUGAGGAAUUGCACAAGCGUGAAGAUGCUGAGAAUAAUCUGGUUCUGUUCCGCAAAGAUGUGGAUGAUGCCACCCUUUCUCGCCUGGAACUGGAACGCAAGAUUGAAUCCCUCAUGGAUGAAAUUGAAUUCCUCAAGAAAGUGCAUGAGGAGGAGAUGAACGACAUGCAGGUGAGCAUUCAUAGCCAGCAGCAAGUGCAAGUGGAGGUGGAACAGGCCAAGCCAGACCUGACAGCUGCCCUGCGAGACAUCCGCACCCAAUACGAGAGCAUCGCCGUCAAGAAUCUUCAGGAGGCUGAAGAAUGGUACAAAUCCAAGUUUGCCGACCUUUCGGAUGCAGCCAACCGGAACCAUGAGGCACUCCGCCAAGCCAAACAUGAGAUGAAUGAAUCUCGUCGCCAGAUCCAGAGUCUCACUUGCGAGGUGGAUGGGCUCAAAGGAACAAAUGAAGCCUUGCUGAGGCAGAUGAGGGAUCUGGAGGACCAAUAUGGGGCUGAAGUGGCCUCAUACCAGGAUAAUGUGGCACGGUUGGAGCAGGAGAUUCACCACAUGAAGGAAGAGAUGGCCCGUCACCUGAGGGAAUACCAGGACCUGCUGAAUGUCAAGAUGGCUCUGGACAUUGAGAUAGCCACCUACCGGAAGCUGCUAGAAGGGGAGGAGAGCAGGAUUUCACUGCCUGUCCAAUCCAUGGCAUCUCUCAGCAUCAAAACAACAGUUUCAGAGCCAGAGCCAACUGUAGAGACCCAUACUAGGAAGACUGUGCUGAUCAAAACCAUUGAGACUCGUGAUGGAGAGGUGGUGACUGAAUCCAGGAAAGAGAAGCGGGCUGAGAUAGAGAAGUGAUUCUGGUCAUGCCCAGUGCCUCCCAGAUGCCACGGGGAAGGGCACUAAAGCUAACCAAUGUGCAAAGAAGUCCCGGCAGCAGAUCCCCUCAUUUCCUCACAAAGCCGCACUGGCCUUAUGUAUGACGACGACGACGAAGAUGUCAAUAUUUCUUACCUCUGACAGCCUUCCUGCACUGUCUACCAGGCUUCCUAAACCAGUUUUACCCCUUAAUGUUCACCUCUAGCCUUCCUGAGGGCAGCCUGGUUGUGAUGCCAGCAAUAACCGCCCACCGGCUGGGGAGAGGAGCAUGCCACUCUUCUUCAUCCUGCUCUCCCCUCCCAGUGCCUCCUCUCUUUCCGCCACACUCUUUCCUAUUUUGCUCAGUUAGGCUACAACCCACCUUGUAACUUUAUUCUCUUGCAGAGGGAAGAAAGGUCUCUUUCCUUGAUCCAGGUCAGGCCAGUUGAGGCAUCGGUAUGCCAGCAAUGUUUGGAUUAAAAACCUUGAUCAAGAAGUCCAUAGAAUUGAUGGUUAUGCAAAAUAGAAGGCUCUUAAUAUCUGGGAAGUCCAGCCAGGCAACACCAACCUAGAAACACCAAAGAUGAGGACCAAAUAUUUGGUCACCAUUUAAUUCUGUGUGUUGGCCACUGCAACCAGUUAUUUGUUAGAGAUUCUCAACUGAUCUCCUUUUGAAAACAUCCCGCAUGAAGGUGGGAGCUAUGUAUCAGUAAAUCCUUGGUUCUUGCCUAUGCCGUGAGCUCGCCCAAUGGCUUUAGCCAGUCAUCCUUCUCUCCCUCUCUCCAUCUCAGUAUCUCAUUAACUCACUCCCUGCUUUCCCAGCUCGGCAACACAAAGGAGAAUACCAUUGACUUCUUUUACAAGGUUGUUGUAAGGAUAACAAUAAGGUAAAUGCAUGCAAAGCACUCUAAACACUUGAAAGUGCUGUACAGAUAUGACAUAUAAUCAAGUUCCUAAAGUUUCACAAGUGCACCCAAACACAAAAUAGAUUAUUGGUUGCAUUGAACAAGAAAUCACUGAAAAGGAAACAGAGAGGUUGCUAAGAGAUUGAUUGAUUUAAUAUGUCACUGAUCAUAGCACUGAAUGGGCAUGAGGUCAAUUUUUCAACCUAAACAUCCAGUUGGAUUCAACUGAAUUGUUAAGUAACUCUGUUCUUGGACAGCAUUACUUUGUCUUCAGAAAUAGCUCUUCUUUGGAGGCAAAUCAUAUAUGUCUCUUAGUAUGGUAGCCCCCUUGCCCCAGCCUCAUAAACUGGGCUUUUAGGACCUAAUCCUAAAUAAAUGUAGCUUGAUUUACUUAGAGUAGCCUUCAAGUAAUCUUCCUUUGCUUUUCUUCUUUAGAGGAGGUCUCCCCUUUUCAGAUAAACUUUGGGUAUUGCUGAGAUAAUAUUUCAGUGCCUUCCAAAGUAGUCCCCCUCUCCUCUGGCCACUUCCUUAUCUUCUUGAGGAAGCCCUACACUCCUAAACACCCUCUUGGCAAGUUCUACAUGGCAUGAAAAGGCACCAAAGUCAGUUCGGCUCUUCUUAGUCAAGAUCACUGGGAUUCCCCUUUAUUUGUAUUUAUUUAGGUCAGUGUCAAAGAUGUGAGAAAGGCAGAUGACCAAAUGGGGUCUAGAGUACACAGCAACACGUGGGCAUUGCUUUCACACAUGUUGAGCUCAAACUUUUGAAAUCAAUAAAUAAAUGGGAAUGCCCACAUUCAGCAAUUGUGAUUUGUUACAAAUAGGUGUUGGUUACUUCCUGCUGAUCAAUAGAAGUGCAAAGUACACCUAUAAUUAAAAUCUACACAAAAAGGUUGUUAUCUAUA